GUUCUUGCACACAUUCGUGCAGAACAUCCUUUGGGGAAUGAUCUACAGCUGUCAGUAACAAGAAUGUGAAGUCAUACUUGUUGAAUAACAAAGAAACAAGGCCCACACAACCCCGGGCCUCGUUGUUGCAGAAGCUCGUUAUGCUGCUGGAUCCUGGUAGAAGUGCGUUUGUGCAGAGGAGGUGGUGUGGUUGAUAUGCCAUCUUAGGCUGUUAGAGCGUCUCCGGACUCCGACGAGGCGUUUUUAACCUGAUCGGGACAGCGGGGCGGGGAUGGAGCCGGCGGAACGGAAAGCAGCGGAACUUGGCGGCGCCGCCCCGUUGCCGGGGGACGAGAGGAGCGGCGGCCCCGAGAGCCGCGAUGUUGGGUGGCGGGGGCACGAUGCGCGCUUUGAUCCGAGCCCUGAGCGGGCGGCGGGCGGCGGCUGCGGGCGGGUCGCCGUGCGGAGGCUGCUGAGCACCUCGCAGUCAUCGGUGGAUCCAAAGGAAAUGAGGAAGUUCCAGCUCCUGGCACACAAGUGGUGGGACGAGCAAGGAGAGUAUGCAGCCCUGCAUGCCAUGAAUGACAUCAGAGUGCCGUUCAUUAGAGACACCCUGCUCAACAUGGGCGGCACCUACCAGCAGGGCAGCCCGCUGUGUGGGGUCAAGAUCCUGGAUGUUGGCUGUGGUGGUGGGCUGCUGAGUGAGCCUCUAGGUAGACUGGGAGCUUCGGUUACUGGAAUUGAUCCUCUGGAAGAAAACAUCAGAACGGCGGAUCUGCACAAGUCAUUUGAUCCAGUUCUGGCCAAGAGAAUACAGUACAGGUCCGGCUCACUGGAGGAGAUUGUGGAGGAGUCUGUGGAAACGUUUGAUGUAAUUGUAGCUUCUGAAGUGGUGGAGCAUGUGGCUGACCUCGAAAUGUUUAUCAGGUGUUGCUCUCAGGUGUUAAAGCCCGGAGGUUCUUUGUUCAUUACUACAAUCAAUAGAACUCAGUUGUCUUAUAUCCUGGGAAUUGUGGUUGCGGAAAAAAUAGCAGGCAUUGUACCAGAAGGAACACAUGAGUGGGAGAAGUUUGUUCCCCCAGAGGAACUGGAGCAUCUCUUGGAAUUAAGUGGCUUCUCUGUCAAGACUGUGAAUGGGAUGCUGUACAACCCCCUGACCGGGUCCUGGAGCUGGAUGGAAAGCACAAGCAUUAACUAUGCCCUGCACGCUGUGAAAUCUGGGGAUCAGGCCCAGACAAGCCAAACAGAGCCUCUCUCAGAGAUGGAAAGCGAACAGCGCUCGGCCACAGCUGGCACCAGCGUGUGACCAGCUGAGAUGUGAGCUGAUGGACUGCCACCAGGAACAGAAAAGGUUUUACACAGGCACAAUAAAGCCUUUUGUAACAACGAGCUUGCCAUUUGCAUUAAUAAUAUUGGUGCCUUUUUUGGCCAAAUAUUUUCAGGCAGCCUCAGGAAAAACAAGUGCCUGUUACCUCAGGAAUCCUUUAAGAUUGAGACGAGCAAAGCUCUGGAAGAAGUGACUUUAUCUGUGCCUAUUUUAACCUUCUCCCUGUACCCGAAUAAGAGACAAUAAAGCUGCAAGUAGAACUUUACCAAGCAACUAGAGCGUUUUGCUAGACGCGUGUUACAUUAGCAGGCCAUCCUAGAAUCGAAAUGCUGUACCUAGUCACUUGUAAAGAUCUUGUUCCAGCAUAAGGAAAAGUUCUUAUUGAAGACAGGACUUGCUAAAUAAAAUGGUUGUUUAUGGUUGUA
Coturnix japonica (Japanese quail) is the source of this 1731-nucleotide messenger RNA. RefSeq names its product coenzyme Q3, methyltransferase (gene COQ3). Gene Ontology annotation, biological process: ubiquinone biosynthetic process. Gene Ontology annotation, cellular component: mitochondrion. Lineage: Eukaryota; Metazoa; Chordata; Aves; Galliformes; Phasianidae. Gene Ontology annotation, molecular function: polyprenyldihydroxybenzoate methyltransferase activity; 3-demethylubiquinol 3-O-methyltransferase activity. The record is from RefSeq and is a predicted model, not a curated record.